AUAAUUGGAUACGGCGAGGAAUUCCAGUCACUCGUCUUCAACAGAGGCAUACGGAGUGCAGCUAGCGCGACAGACAACAGCGAUCACAAUGAGAGUGGAUUUACGAACCUGAAAUGCAAGAAGGCUGACAAGGGCAAAAAUAUCCCGCUCAAAGGUGAAAGAGAUAAAAAUAUCAAUUAUAUUGCUGAUCAAGGCAAUAGCAACGACGAUUCUGAUAACGAGAGCGAAAGCAUCAGGAAGAAGGAACCUAAGGGAAAGAAAGAGAAAAGAAGCAGCAAGGGGGCCGAUUCGGACAAUGAAUCUGGGAAGACAUACAUCCCGGACUGGGCAAAAGGAACAAUUACUGAAGGUACCAGUAUUUCGAGAGCGCUGAUGGAUCUCGGCAAGUUGUAUGUCAACCCUCAGGACAAGUUUGGAGCCAAGCAUCAUGAGGUGCUCGAAAACAAGCUGAGAAUUUUCUUCAAAAAGUGCUGA
Molecule: messenger RNA, 474 nt
Organism: Blumeria graminis f. sp. triticale
Lineage: Eukaryota; Fungi; Ascomycota; Leotiomycetes; Helotiales; Erysiphaceae
Source: the annotation of a GenBank genome assembly